AGGUGAAAAACUGGAAAAGUGGUUAACUGGAAAACUGGAUUACAAUGCAAUCGCAGCGCAGCCGACGUCGCAGUCGCGCACCAAGCACUUGGAUUUGUUUUUGGAUUAACAAAAUGCACGCCGUUGCAUCGCUGCCGGCGUCGCUGCCUCUGCUGCUGCUGACGCUGGCGUUUGCGAAUUUGCCAAACACCGUCCGCGGAACUGAUACCGCGUUGGUGGCCGCUUCCUGCACAAGUGUGGGUUGCCAGAAUGGCGGCACCUGCGUCACACAGCUCAAUGGCAAAACCUACUGCGCAUGCGAUUCGCACUAUGUCGGCGACUACUGUGAACACCGCAAUCCGUGCAACUCGAUGCGUUGCCAGAAUGGCGGCACCUGUCAGGUGACCUUUCGCAACGGCCGCCCGGGCAUCUCCUGCAAGUGUCCUUUGGGCUUCGACGAGUCCCUGUGCGAAAUCGCGGUGCCGAACGCCUGCGACCAUGUGACCUGCCUCAAUGGCGGCACCUGUCAGCUGAAGACACUGGAGGAGUACACGUGUGCGUGUGCCAAUGGCUACACAGGUGAACGAUGCGAAACGAAGAAUCUGUGCGCCAGUUCUCCCUGCCGGAAUGGAGCCACCUGCACCGCCCUGGCCGGAAGCAGCAGCUUCACCUGCUCCUGUCCGCCGGGCUUCACGGGCGACACCUGUUCCUACGACAUCGAGGAGUGCCAGUCGAAUCCCUGCAAGUACGGCGGCACAUGCGUCAACACCCACGGAUCUUACCAGUGCCUGUGUCCCACGGGCUACACGGGAAAGGAUUGCGACACCAAGUACAAGCCCUGCUCGCCAUCGCCCUGCCAGAAUGGCGGAGUUUGCCGCUCCAACGGUCUGUCCUACGAGUGCAAGUGCCCCAAAGGUUUCGAGGGCAAGAACUGCGAGCAGAACUACGACGACUGCCUGGGACAUCUUUGCCAGAACGGAGGAACCUGCAUCGAUGGCAUCUCGGACUACACCUGCCGCUGUCCGCCGAACUUCACGGGCAGAUUCUGCCAGGACGACGUGGACGAGUGCGCCCAGCGGGAUCACCCGGUGUGCCAGAACGGAGCCACCUGCACGAACACCCACGGAUCGUACAGCUGCAUCUGCGUGAAUGGCUGGGCGGGCUUGGACUGCAGCAACAACACGGACGACUGCAAGCAGGCGGCCUGUUUCUACGGAGCCACGUGCAUCGAUGGCGUUGGCAGCUUCUACUGCCAGUGCACGAAGGGCAAGACGGGGCUGCUGUGCCACCUGGACGACGCCUGCACCUCGAAUCCCUGCCACGCGGACGCCAUUUGCGACACGAGCCCGAUAAACGGCUCCUACGCCUGCUCCUGUGCCACCGGCUACAAGGGCGUGGACUGCUCGGAGGACAUAGAUGAGUGCGACCAGGGAUCCCCGUGCGAACACAACGGCAUAUGCGUGAACACGCCGGGCAGCUACAGAUGCAACUGCUCCCAGGGCUUCACGGGUCCGCGCUGCGAGACGAACAUCAACGAGUGCGAAUCGCAUCCCUGCCAGAACGAGGGAUCCUGCCUGGACGAUCCGGGAACCUUCCGGUGCGUCUGCAUGCCAGGAUUCACGGGCACCCAGUGCGAGAUCGACAUCGACGAAUGCCAGUCGAAUCCCUGCCUGAACGACGGAACCUGCCACGACAAGAUCAACGGCUUUAAAUGCAGUUGUGCCCUGGGCUUCACGGGCGCACGAUGUCAGAUCAACAUAGACGACUGCCAGUCGCAGCCGUGCAGGAAUCGGGGCAUCUGCCACGACUCCAUAGCGGGCUACAGCUGCGAGUGUCCGCCGGGCUACACGGGCACCAGUUGCGAGAUCAACAUCAACGACUGCGACUCGAAUCCCUGCCAUCGGGGCAAGUGCAUCGACGACGUGAACAGCUUCAAGUGCCUCUGUGACCCCGGCUACACGGGCUACAUAUGCCAGAAGCAGAUCAACGAGUGCGAAUCGAAUCCCUGCCAGUUCGACGGCCACUGCCAGGACCGCGUGGGCAGCUACUACUGCCAGUGCCAGGCGGGAACCAGUGGCAAGAACUGCGAGGUCAACGUGAACGAGUGCCACAGCAAUCCCUGCAACAAUGGAGCCACCUGCAUCGACGGCAUCAACUCGUACAAGUGCCAGUGCGUGCCCGGCUUCACGGGCCAGCACUGCGAGAAGAACGUGGACGAGUGCAUCAGCAGUCCGUGCGCCAACAAUGGGGUCUGCAUAGACCAGGUGAACGGCUACAAGUGCGAGUGUCCCCGUGGAUUCUACGACGCCCACUGCCUGAGCGACGUGGACGAGUGCGCCUCGAAUCCGUGCGUGAACGAGGGACGCUGCGAGGACGGAAUCAACGAGUUCAUCUGCCACUGCCCGCCGGGAUACACGGGCAAGCGGUGCGAGCUGGACAUCGACGAGUGCAGCAGCAAUCCCUGCCAGCAUGGAGGCACCUGCUACGACAAGCUCAACGCCUUCAGCUGCCAGUGCAUGCCGGGCUAUACGGGCCAGAAGUGCGAAACGAAUAUUGACGACUGUGUGACCAAUCCCUGCGGAAACGGAGGCACCUGCAUCGACAAGGUCAACGGUUACAAGUGCGUCUGCAAAGUGCCCUUCACGGGCAGGGACUGCGAGAGCAAGAUGGAUCCCUGCGCCAGCAAUCGGUGCAAGAACGAGGCCAAGUGCACGCCGAGCUCGAACUUCCUGGACUUCUCCUGCACCUGCAAGCUGGGCUACACGGGCCGGUAUUGCGAUGAGGACAUAGACGAGUGCUCGCUGAGCUCACCCUGCCGGAAUGGAGCUAGCUGCCUGAAUGUUCCCGGGUCGUACAGGUGCCUCUGCACCAAGGGCUACGAGGGCAGGGACUGCGCCAUCAAUACGGACGACUGCGCCUCGUUUCCGUGCCAGAACGGCGGAACCUGUCUGGACGGGAUCGGUGACUACAGCUGCCUGUGCGUGGAUGGCUUCGAUGGCAAGCACUGCGAGACGGACAUCAAUGAGUGCCUGAGUCAGCCGUGCCAGAAUGGAGCCACGUGCAGUCAGUACGUGAACAGCUACACCUGCACCUGUCCACUCGGAUUCUCCGGCAUCAAUUGCCAGACGAACGACGAGGACUGCACGGAGAGCUCCUGCUUAAACGGUGGCAGCUGCAUCGACGGCAUCAAUGGCUACAACUGCAGCUGCCUGGCUGGGUACUCCGGUGCCAAUUGUCAGUACAAGCUGAACAAGUGCGAUUCGAAUCCCUGCCUGAACGGAGCCACCUGCCACGAGCAGAACAACGAGUACACCUGCCAUUGUCCCAGUGGCUUCACGGGCAAGCAGUGCUCCGAGUAUGUGGACUGGUGUGGCCAAUCGCCGUGCGAGAAUGGGGCGACCUGUAGCCAGAUGAAGCAUCAGUUUAGCUGCAAGUGCUCGGCGGGAUGGACGGGUAAGCUGUGCGAUGUUCAGACCAUAUCCUGCCAGGAUGCGGCGGAUCGGAAGGGUCUGAGCCUCCGGCAGUUGUGCAACAAUGGCACGUGCAAGGAUUACGGAAAUAGUCACGUGUGCUACUGCUCCCAGGGCUACGCGGGUAGCUAUUGCCAGAAGGAGAUCGACGAGUGCCAGUCGCAACCGUGCCAGAAUGGAGGAACCUGCCGAGAUCUCAUUGGAGCCUACGAGUGCCAGUGUCGCCAGGGCUUCCAGGGUCAGAACUGCGAACUGAACAUCGAUGACUGUGCCCCGAAUCCCUGCCAGAAUGGCGGCACCUGCCACGACCGGGUGAUGAACUUCAGCUGCAGCUGUCCACCGGGAACGAUGGGUAUCAUAUGCGAGAUCAACAAGGACGACUGCAAACCGGGAGCCUGCCACAACAACGGCAGCUGCAUCGAUCGCGUCGGAGGCUUCGAGUGCGUCUGCCAACCCGGUUUCGUGGGUGCCCGCUGCGAGGGCGACAUCAACGAGUGCCUGAGCAAUCCCUGCUCGAAUGCCGGCACCCUGGACUGCGUCCAGCUGGUCAAUAACUACCACUGCAACUGCCGACCUGGACACAUGGGUCGGCACUGCGAGCACAAGGUGGACUUCUGUGCCCAGAGCCCGUGCCAGAAUGGCGGCAACUGCAACAUCCGACAGAGUGGCCACCACUGCAUCUGCAAUAAUGGAUUCUACGGGAAGAACUGUGAGCUGAGUGGCCAGGACUGUGAUUCGAAUCCCUGCCGGGUGGGCAACUGUGUCGUCGCGGACGAGGGAUUCGGCUACAGAUGCGAUUGUCCGAGGGGCACACUGGGUGAGCACUGCGAGAUCGAUACCCUGGACGAAUGUUCGCCGAAUCCCUGUGCCCAGGGAGCUGCUUGCGAGGACCUCCUGGGCGACUUCGAGUGCCUCUGCCCGAGCAAAUGGAAGGGCAAACGCUGCGAUAUCUACGAUGCCAACUACCCGGGAUGGAAUGGCGGUUCGGGAUCCGGAAAUGAUCGCUACGCCGCUGAUCUGGAGCAGCAACGGGCCAUGUGCGACAAGCGGGGCUGCACCGAAAAGCAGGGCAACGGCAUCUGCGAUUCCGAUUGCAAUACGUACGCCUGCAACUUCGAUGGGAACGAUUGCUCCCUGGGCAUCAACCCGUGGGCCAAUUGCACGGCCAACGAGUGCUGGAACAAGUUCAAGAACGGCAAGUGCAACGAGGAGUGCAACAAUGCCGCCUGCCACUACGAUGGUCACGACUGCGAGCGGAAACUGAAGAGCUGCGACAGCCUGUUCGACGCCUACUGCCAGAAGCACUACGGCGACGGCUUCUGCGACUACGGAUGCAACAAUGCGGAGUGCAGCUGGGACGGCCUCGACUGCGAGAACAAGACCCAGUCACCGGUGCUGGCCGAGGGCGCCAUGUCCGUGGUGAUGCUGAUGAAUGUGGAGGCGUUCCGCGAGAUUCAGGCCCAGUUCCUCAGGAAUAUGAGCCACAUGCUGCGCACAACGGUGCGGCUGAAGAAGGACGCCCUGGGCCACGACAUCAUCAUCAACUGGAAGGACAAUGUGCGCGUGCCGGAGAUCGAGGACACGGACUUUGCGAGGAAAAACAAGAUCCUGUACACGCAACAAGUCCACCAGACGGGCAUUCAAAUCUAUUUGGAGAUUGACAAUCGCAAGUGCACCGAGUGCUUCACCCACGCCGUGGAGGCGGCCGAGUUCCUGGCUGCCACGGCGGCCAAACAUCAGCUGAGGAACGACUUCCAGAUACACAGUGUGCGGGGCAUUAAGAAUCCCGGCGAUGAGGACAAUGGCGAGCCGCCGGCGAAUGUGAAGUACGUGAUUACCGGCAUCAUACUGGUCAUCAUUGCAUUGGCCUUCUUUGGCAUGGUCUUGAGCACGCAAAGGAAGCGGGCGCAUGGCGUCACCUGGUUCCCGGAGGGAUUCCGAGCACCGGCGGCGGUUAUGUCGCGGCGUCGACGUGAUCCCCACGGCCAAGAGAUGCGGAACCUCAACAAGCAGGUGGCCCUGCAGUCGCAGGGUGUUGGCCAGCCGGGUGCUCAUUGGUCCGACGAUGAAUCGGAUAUGCCGUUGCCCAAGCGCCAGCGCAGCGAUCCCGUUUCCGGUGUGGGUCUGGGCAACAAUGGUGGCUACGCCAGUGAUCACACCAUGGUCAGCGAGUACGAGGAGGCGGAUCAGAGGGUCUGGUCGCAGGCCCACCUGGAUGUGGUCGAUGUGCGGGCCAUAAUGACGCCGCCGGCGCACCAGGAUGGCGGAAAGCACGACGUGGAUGCACGCGGACCUUGCGGACUGACACCCCUAAUGAUUGCAGCCGUGCGAGGCGGAGGCCUGGACACGGGCGAGGACAUCGAGAACAACGAGGACAGUACGGCCCAGGUGAUUUCGGAUUUACUGGCACAGGGAGCCGAGCUGAAUGCCACAAUGGACAAAACGGGCGAGACAUCACUGCAUUUGGCAGCUCGUUUCGCUCGAGCAGAUGCCGCCAAGAGAUUACUGGACGCCGGAGCGGAUGCCAAUUGCCAGGAUAACACGGGCAGGACACCACUGCACGCUGCUGUGGCCGCCGACGCCAUGGGUGUAUUCCAGAUACUGCUUAGGAACAGGGCUACCAAUCUCAACGCCCGAAUGCACGACGGCACAACGCCACUGAUACUGGCAGCUCGUCUGGCCAUCGAGGGCAUGGUGGAGGAUCUGAUCACCGCCGAUGCGGAUAUCAAUGCGGCGGACAACUCCGGCAAGACCGCUCUCCACUGGGCAGCGGCGGUUAACAACACCGAGGCGGUGAACAUUCUGCUAAUGCACCACGCCAAUCGCGACGCCCAGGACGACAAGGACGAGACACCGCUGUUCCUGGCCGCGCGCGAGGGCAGCUACGAGGCGUGCAAGGCGCUGCUGGACAACUUUGCCAAUCGCGAGAUUACCGAUCACAUGGACCGACUGCCGCGCGACGUGGCCAGCGAGCGACUGCAUCACGAUAUCGUCAGGCUGCUGGACGAGCAUGUGCCGCGAUCUCCGCAAAUGCUGAGCAUGACGCCGCAGGCCAUGAUCGGAUCCCCGCCGCCGGGUCAGCAGCAGCCGCAGCUGAUCACACAGCCGACGGUCAUUUCCGCCGGAAACGGCGGCAACAAUGGCAACGGCAACGCCAGCGGAAAGCAGAGCAGCCAGACGGCCAAGCAGAAGGCGGCCAAGAAGGCCAAGCUGAUCGAGGGCAGUCCCGACAACGGACUGGACGCCACGGGCAGCUUGCGACGCAAGGCCAGUUCAAAAAAGACAAGUGCGGCCUCAAAAAAGGCCGCCAACCUGAAUGGCCUGAAUCCGGGCCAGCUGACGGGCGUGUCGGGCGUGCCGGGUGUACCGCCCUCGAAUUCAGCGGCACAAGCAGCUGCAGCGGCAGCGGCAGCCGUGGCGGCCAUGUCCCACGAACUGGAGGGAUCGCCGGUGGGCGUGGGCAUGGGCGGGAAUCUGCCCAGUCCGUACGACACCAGCUCGAUGUACUCGAACGCGAUGGCCGCACCGCUGGCGAACGGCAAUCCGAACACAGGCGCCAAGCAGCCGCCGAGCUAUGAGGAUUGCAUCAAGAAUGCGCAGUCGAUGCAAUCGCUGCAGGGCAACGGUCUGGACAUGAUCAAGCUGGAGAACUACGGCUACUCGAUGGGCUCGCCAUUUCAGCAGGAGCUGCUCAACGGCCAAGGACUCGGGAUGAAUGGGAACGGCCAGCGGAACGGAGUCGGGCCCGGCGUCCUGCCCGGCGGCCUCUGCGGAAUGGGCGGCCUGACUGGAGCCGGCAACGGAAAUAGCCACGAGCAGGGACUCAGUCCGCCGUACUCGAACCAGUCGCCGCCGCAUUCGGUGCAGAGCAGCCUGGCGCUUUCGCCGCACGCGUACUUGGGCUCGCCAUCGCCGGCCAAGUCGCGACCCAGUCUACCCACCUCGCCCACCCACAUCCAGGCGAUGAGGCAUGCCACACAGCAGAAGCAGUUCGGUGGCAGCAAUCUGAAUAGCCUGCUGGGCGGUGCCAAUGGAGGGGGCGUGGUCGGCGGAGGAGGAGGUGGUGCAGGUGGCCAGGGGCCACAGAACUCGCCCGUGAGCUUGGGAAUCAUCUCGCCGACGGGCAGCGACAUGGGCAUCAUGCUCGCCCCGCCCCAAUCCUCGAAGAACAGUGCAAUAAUGCAGACGAUAUCACCCCAGCAACAGCAGCAGCAGCAGCAACAGCAGCAACAUCAGCAGCAGCAACAGCAGCAGCAGCAGCAGCAACAGCAGCAACUCGGAGGCCUGGAGUUCGGUUCAGCGGGCUUGGACCUGAAUGGAUUUUGUGGAUCUCCGGACUCAUUUCACUCGGGUCAAAUGAAUCCGCCCUCGAUACAAAGUUCGAUGUCCGGCUCGUCGCCGUCGACCAACAUGCUGUCGCCGUCGUCGCAGCACAACCAGCAGGCCUUCUACCAGUACCUAACGCCUCCGAGCCAGCAUUCCGGCGGCCAUACGCCGCAGCACUUGGUCCAAACGCUGGACAGCUACCCGACGCCCUCGCCGGAGUCACCUGGCCACUGGUCCUCAUCCUCGCCGCGAUCGAAUUCCGAUUGGAGCGAGGGCGUCCAGUCGCCGGCGGCAAAUAAUCUCUACAUUUCCGGUGGCCAUCAGGCCAACAAGGGAUCCGAGGCCAUCUACAUUUGACCGUGAGCGCGAGGUGAUCUGGAUGAUCGGAUGAUGGACAUCGCGCCAGGAUAAUUGGAUGGUUCGCCAAGGAUAACAGCAGAGGGACUCUUAAAGAGUCCGCGGCUACGUUCGAUCUAAAAUGCUAUAUAUUGUAAUUCUCUAAUCCCUACGAUUAUGUAUUUUUUCACGCGACUUUUUUUUUUUUGUGUGUCUAUAAGUUUUAGUUGUUAGUUCGAAAUACGCAAUUCUAGCGGAAGAAGCGUCAUAAAUUGUAGUAACUUAAAUUAUUUUAAUGCUUGUUGUACAGUGCGCGCCGAUCGCAUAUAUAUAUAUAUAUAGAUAUUGAUAUAGAUAUAUGUAUAUCUGCUCAUAGAUAUACCAGUUAAGAGCUCGUUUUGUGGCGCAUUUUAUUUUAUUGUCGUAACGUCAUCGUAGCUUCCAGUAAAAAAAAGAACAAAAAAACAAAAGAAUCAACAUAAUGAGAUGAGGAACUAAACUUAGCGCAAAUUCUGAUUGAUCGAUUAUACGUUUGUGGGACAUUUGUAGUUGUAAGCGACCAUUAUAUCACUAGGCCAUAAGACUACGCUAAGUUUUUAUCGAAUUCUACACUUAAUUGUGGCCCACAUGCUAUAUGAAUACAUAAAUUUCGUAGUUCUGUAGGCUUUGAAACUGAAGUGCUUAUAUAAACAAAAUUGUUAGACCGUACACCGCAUCGAACCUUUUUUUUUACACCGAGUUUUUUUUUAUUAUUAUUAUUAUGACUAUUAUGUAUUAUUACAUACUGACUAAGCUAAACUGUAAAAAGAUUCUCAUAACUGUUCGAUUUAAGUUGACACAUACAAAUACAAAAGGAUUUGCAAAAAUUACACAAAAAUCACCAAUGGAAACGUAUAAGUCUAAUUGAAAGAUGAAAAAGAAAAGGAAAAACCCCGAAAUGACAGUAACCAGCCAAGUUUACUAUAUAUAUAAGGCCCCUCUACGAUCUAAGUUGAUGAACAGAUAUUUUCAAAAAAUAUACAACAGAAAGAACACACUUAGAGAACUGCAAGUGCGAUUUUCUCGUUCGAUUUGCACUAAUUUUAAUUUGAAACGGUAUUGCUUUCUUUCGUCUAUAUUUUGUGUGUAAGUUUUUAAUGUGUAAAUUGUAAAAUUACUUGUUUUCCUAACUUAAACAGCCAGACAGCAAAACGAAACUGCAACCUUUUUGAGAUAAAUAAUAAAUAUUAAAUAAUUAUUUUAAAA
Drosophila simulans is the source of this 9356-nucleotide messenger RNA. It is a transcript of the gene N, whose product is annotated as neurogenic locus Notch protein. Gene Ontology annotation, molecular function: protein binding; calcium ion binding. Bases 45 to 8132 code for a protein of 2695 amino acids. Gene Ontology annotation, cellular component: plasma membrane; protein-containing complex. Gene Ontology annotation, biological process: establishment or maintenance of epithelial cell apical/basal polarity; multicellular organism development; regulation of developmental process. NCBI's taxonomy places the organism in Eukaryota, Metazoa, Arthropoda, Insecta, Diptera, Drosophilidae. The transcript is spliced from 9 exons. The record is from RefSeq and is a predicted model, not a curated record.